AUGGAUGACCCUCUCGUCACGGACGACCCUAUCGCCAGUCAAACAGCAACCUUACGUCGUCACAUAGGCCUUGAGGAGCGGGAAGGCAUGCUAAAACCCGUCCCUCGCCGCGGAAGACGCCCUCUUUUCGUUGUCGAAUGUACUCCCUACGCUCCGUGUCCUGCGAAUUGCAAGUUGGCGACCUGCGAUGAGCCGAUCAACUUUGGAGUAUCGCCAGUAUGUCUCAAAGAAUGGCCCUUACACGUAUCUGGAGCGGCAAGAGCUGAUGCAGACUUCCUGGACCGCAUACUACCUGUGACGAGGUUAACCUGGGGUCUCCGGAAAAUAAGCCCAAUGAGCAUGAUGGACGGUAAUUACCUUUGCUCCGCAGGUGUUGAGAGGUUGGUACUAGAGUGGAAAUACCAGAGGGGACGCUGGAUCGACGAGAGUGAUGGCAAAGAAGUAGAAUCGCUUGAAGCCACAGACCCCGAUCUCUAUGUGAUAACUCACAAGGCAGGGUCUUCAAGCUUUAAGGUGUCUGGGCCACCUCCUGGGGUGAAUCCGGGGGAAUACCGACUCUCAAUCACCGCCCUUGCCCCAUAUGAAAGUGAUGGGCCUGAGGACACCGAGGAAUGGAAUCUCUUCGAUGACUUCCUUAGCAAUGAUAAGGAGAGCUUGAAUGAUCCUCAUGACUUGAGUAAGAUGUUGACAAGAUGGGAGAACUACAUGAAAUUUGCCUUCCUUAAAGAUGAUAACCUCAGCGAAGGAGCGAAAGAGCUCAGGGAGGAGAUGGGAGAAAAGGCCAUCAGGGCCAUCAAGAGACUCUCUAUUACACCAAUGCCGAGUCUACGAGUUGACUGA
Molecule: messenger RNA, 840 nt
Organism: Venustampulla echinocandica
Lineage: Eukaryota; Fungi; Ascomycota; Leotiomycetes; Helotiales; Pleuroascaceae
Exons: 4
Coding region: 1-840 (279 amino acids)
Source: RefSeq, a predicted model, not a curated record